Messenger RNA from Phyllopteryx taeniolatus (common seadragon), 1204 nucleotides. RefSeq names its product high mobility group nucleosomal binding domain 3 (gene hmgn3). Gene Ontology annotation, molecular function: nucleosomal DNA binding. Gene Ontology annotation, cellular component: chromatin; nucleus. NCBI's taxonomy places the organism in Eukaryota, Metazoa, Chordata, Actinopteri, Syngnathiformes, Syngnathidae. The coding region runs from base 198 to 551 and encodes 117 amino acids. Gene Ontology annotation, biological process: chromatin organization. The transcript is spliced from 7 exons. The record is from RefSeq and is a predicted model, not a curated record.
GCUGGCCAAUGGCUGGGCGAGGCACAGACUUUUUUGGGGGAAGUGCAUAAUAAUCAACAUAUUAGCCAAGGUGCUUUUUAGAUAUCGAUCCUCUAGUGCGAGCUAGUUGGAUUUAUCCCACCGUGUGGACAUUUGCAAGGCUUGACCUUAUAGCUUCGCGUCAUUUUUUCCCCGUGCUUUUCCGUUGACUAGCAACAAUGCCGAAGAGGAAGUCUCCUGAGGGUCCCGAGGGCAAGGACAGCUCCAAGUUCACCAAACAAGAGCCCAUCAGGAGGUCCGCGAGGUUGUCAGUGAAACCUACACUGCCGAAGCCCGAGGCCAAAGCCAAGAAGGUUGUCGUCAAGAAGGUGGCUGAUGAAAAGGGGGCGAAGCCACGGAAAGGCACCACCAAAGGGAAGAAGGAAGACAGCCCUGCCCAGAACGGAGAUGCCAAGACUAACGAGAUCUUUGUUUGUCGUCCAUCUGUCAGUGUGUCUUCCAUCAGAAGCUCAGCUCCCUCCACCAUGUCAGUGCGAGGGCAGAGCGAGACAGUCAGAGUGAAGGGCAACUGAGGCCGCUGAGGAGAAGGCGUAAGGACAACGGGCGCCACUUUUUUUGUUCCCAUUUUCCUACCGACAAAUUUUUUGUAACAUGCUAAUUUUUUUGUAGACUUGUGAUAGAUGCUAGAGAUGAAUGGCCAGCGUUCCCUAAAAUCCCCAUAUAAUGUCCACACUCCUCUUAACUUCCCAACAGUACCUUCACAAUCAAAACUUUUCUUAUUUUUACUCUUUUUUAUUUUUAUUUUAAAUUUUUUUUUUUUAAUGAGAAACAGCUGCAUAUGUUCUUCAUCCUGAUCUCCACAGUAGUCAUUUUAUUUUAUUAGUAGUAGUCAUAUUUUUAAAGAAAGUGGCAGUCACUGUGGAGAACAACUGCAGCACUUUUACAGCUCUUCCUUUUCAGAAUGGCCCAUAGCUUCUUUUUGUAUGCAUGUGCUGGGCUGGGCGUGAUGGUGGGUCUCCUGUGUUCGAUUUCCCAACAUUUUUCUGUCUCUUACACUCAAACCCCCCCUCCCCCGCCCAAACACACACACCCACACCCUAAUUCCCUUGUCCUGCUGCAGAGUGACAUAGCAAUAAGCAGCGGUGCUCGUGUUCUAGAGGCGCCUCAAUUGGCUUCAGUCUGUUGGGAGAGUAUUUUCAAAUAAAAAGAAAAAGUUGACAACUUC